Labrus bergylta (ballan wrasse) is the source of this 5441-nucleotide messenger RNA. Lineage: Eukaryota; Metazoa; Chordata; Actinopteri; Labriformes; Labridae. The record is from RefSeq and is a predicted model, not a curated record.
ACAUCACCAUGUUGCACUACCUGAUCAUGAUCUUUGAGAAGAACUACCCGGACACACUGAACAUCCAGCAGGACCUCAACAGUGUCCCGGAGGCUGCAAAAGUCAAUUUGGCGGAGCUGGAAAAAGAGGUGCACAACAUGAAAAGUGGGCUGAAGGCUCUGGAGGCGGAGCUGCAGUACCAGCAGAGCAGGACGAGGGAACGUGGGGAUAAGUUCGUGGCUGUGAUCGGAGACUUCAUCACCGUGGCCGGCUUCAGCUUCUCUGAACUGGAGGACCAGCUGAGCGAAGCCAAGGACAAGUUUACCAAAUCGCUGAAGCACUUUGGGGAAGAAGAAGGGAGGAUGCAGCCUGAUGAGUUCUUCGGGAUCUUCGACACCUUCUUGCAGUCGUUUUGUGAAGCACGGCAGGACCUGGAGAACAUGCAGCGACGUAAAGAUGAGGAGGAGAGGAGGUCACGAAUGGAGGCCAUGCUCAAGGAGCAGAGGGAACGGGAACGGCGGGCCAAGAAGAGCGGGGCCUCAGACGAGGUCGGCGGGGAGUUUGACGACCUAGUGUCGGCUUUACGUUCCGGUGAGGUCUUCGACAAGGACCUUAACAAAUUCAAGCGUAACCGCAAGCGCUCUGUCAACCAGCUGGUGGAGGGCGGGGGCCGCGAACGAGCUGUCACCAAGGUCAACUACUAGGUCGAGGAAUGGAAGGACAAAAACUAAAAACACUUAACACCUAAAUUCUAUUGAGGUGUUUGACACCUUUAGUCCAGGUUCUCGAGUGGUGACCUUUGACAUAGGAGAGGCUGUACAUAAAGGCUGGACAUGUGGCGACAUGUAUGGACAGUAGCGCCACUUUGAAGGAUGCAACACUCUCCUCUGAUUUGGUCUUGUAAAGCUGUUUCCAACCUGUUUGUCCUGGGUGUUGUUUGAUCUCAUGAGCUGGAUGAAGGACACUUGUGAUUGGUUGAUGGAUGGAUGGACGGACAGACAGACCACUGUGACGCACUAUCCCAUAUCUUUUGACCCUAUCCUUUUAACACUGUGUUCAAACUUCCAGCUCUCCAUCACCCCUUCUUUUUCACUGCUCUUUAUAUCUUACAAACCUUUCUCCGUUUCUCAGUAACUUCCUCGGGGCUUGAUCAGCCCAUUCUCUGUGUAUCUGGUUCUAGAGACACAUAGGAUGUUCAAAUCCACCAGUCACGCUGUAAAUAGAUUCCAGGCCAAGAGAAAGGAUUGGGAAGAAAAAGUAUAUCUGGAAAAAGAAGGUGGGGAGCUACGGGAACUAAGCCAUUACCUCCACGGCCAUGGUGGUUCCCGGGACGAGAGACACUCCAGCAUCAGUGUUGGUGGAUAUUCAUGAACUACCUUUCCCAGAAUGCUUUGCAAGCUUCUGAAAGCGUGAGGAAGGGCACCACAACAGUGCUUCAUAACAGAGGAUUUAUCCCAACCUGGCCUCUUGAAAUGCACAGCAUUCACAAGUAGGGAGUUAUUUCAGAGGACACAAAAUGAAAAAAAAAAAACAACCUCUCUCAUCUUGUUCCACCCGACAACACGAUGACUGUGCCACCAGGUUUUAGCCUCACCUACACUCUCCAAUGGUUUCAACAUUGUUCUGAGAGAAACACAAAUGUAAAUGUAUUAACAAAAAAACAUACUGCAAUUAGGCGUUGAUAUAUAUUUAUAUUCAGAUGCAGACAAGCUAAUUGCAAAGAUGUAGAGGGUUUUUUUUAUGUUUUCAUGGCAUUUGGGGGUUUUGUACACACGAUGCAUUAUUUGUUGGUGUUGCAAGUUCACAUUGCUGUUGAAGUGAAUUUCUAUACAUUUUGCGCUUUAUGUAAAAUAGAUAAUUGCUUGACCUUUUCUCACCAGUAUGUGUUGUUUGCACUGUAGAUUUUCUGACAAAACUUCACACUCAGUGGUUCCCACAGGCUGGUCUCGUCGACAAAGUCCUCUCUGUACUUAAAAUACCUUUAUGUGUAAAAGAUAAUGAAGGAAUGCCACAUGAAAAUUAAAACAUAAAGGCAUAUUCGGCGGUUUGUUUACAGUGCUCUCACUGCUCAGCUGUCUGCUUGCAUCUGAAUGUGUUUUCUGAUUCAUCUGCUGCAACCACUAUGCAGACCAGAGGGUGCGAAAAUGAUGCUGCAUAACGGUUCCCAUCCAUUGUAUCUAUAGGAUCUUUUCCACUGGUGCUAAAACUUGUGGUUUAUGUAAAGCCAUUAGUCCACUUUAGGAUUUAAACCAGGGAUUUAUUGCUAAAAUUCAGCCUCAUUACAUACAUUUCUGUGUUUUUAUUUGAGCUGGCAUUGUGAUUUCAGACCACACUUUGUAAUCAGUAUGUUACAACAGAGCACUUAAAGGGUGUACACAGUGUACAAAUGAUUACAUGGAAAUGUUAAGGGUUCUUUGAUGGUUGUAAGUUUGAAGAAAAAAAAAACAGAAGUGUGCCCAUAGAGCAUCAGAAGGAUUUAAAUUGGGUUAUGAAGAGUCGGCCGUUCACCAUAUUCACAUGGCAGCCAUUUUUUUCUGGCAGCUAGCUCAGGAUGGGAAGCUCAAAUUCUGCUAUCGGAAGGAAACUGUUGUAUUGCUGUGUACAUAUUUCAAAGUAGAAAAACAUGGAUUUAAGAUUUAUCAGUAACUGAAGUGAUAAUGGUGGUAGAAACAGAGAUACAGGGAUAUCAGAACAUAUAGCCUAUUAGCUAGCAUUGGACAGCAGCUAGCAGCAUUCAACAACAAACAGUGUAACGUGUGUAGCUGUUAGCUGAAGUGGUUGAAUGCUAAUGUGAGCUGUUGUCCAACAGAAGCUAAUGUGUAAUUAUUUAUUAUAUAUAUAUAUAUAUAUAUAUAUAUAUAUAUAUAUAUAAAUUAUAUUUGAAGAUUGCUCGGUAUUCCCUCGGAUUGUCACUGCCCGCUGUCUUUUUAGUUGCUAAACUUUAUAAGAGCAUUAAAAGGAAAAAGGAAAAUUGUAGCUUCCCACCAUUAUACGACUUCCUAUGUGCCACCAAGCAGUUUAUUGUGUCAGAAUUUGAGCUUCAGUGUGUGUAUGGUAAAUGCAGAUAGUCUCUUCUUGUCAGUUUUUAAGGGUGAUGAGGAAGCAGAUAGGUUCACACUCCAUUAAAUGAGGAAGGAAGUGCGAUUAAUAUGCUACGUUUGAAAAUGCAUCUGCAUCAUCUGCAUCAUCUGCAUAUAAAGAGUUGGAAGGCAAAGAGUUGGAAUAUCAUACAUGGUUACAUCUCUUUUUGUUUUUUAAAUAACCCAUGUCAUUCAAGGUUGUUAGUGAGCUCCAGAGACCAGGAGUAGAGUUUUAAGAUUGGAUUUGGUCUUUUUCAGAGCAAAGGGACAAAAAAAAGAAACACCCUGUUAAAUCUCCUUUGUUGGCUCAAGACGUGAGAAGUAAAAAAGGAAUAAUUUAGUUAUAUUUGGUAUGAUUAUAACCAAACACGAGAUACUUGUGCCCUUAUUGUGUGUGGAUGUAUCAAGUGUGAGGCCCCUGAUGUAGUCUGUAAAAACAAAGAGGUUAAAGGUUUUUCUCACAGUGACAAUUACAGUUAACACUUGUCUCCUUUCCUCGGAUUAAAUCAGAUCAAUGACCCCACAGCACUUGAACCAAUGAGCACUUGGUGUACAAACAAAGAAGUACAUUUCCAAAAAGAUUAAUUCUUAUGUCAUUCAACAAACUGAACCUUUACUCUACACAAACUUCUGAAUGCCACACAAAUCUCCACAGUAGUGAAGGCUAUCCCAGUUGGUCUCUGAUAUGAUUUGAUCCAACACAUUUUUGUUUCACCUUUAAGUGCCUCUGUACCCGUUUUCACACACGUAUCAUUCCUAUUAUUGUGUCAAGUGCUUGUGGCUUUCCCAAAAAAAUAGUGUUUUCCAGAAGCUGACAGUUUGAAUCGGCCUAAUUGGCGCCACCUUGUGGCUGCAGAUGGUGCACUGUGUCAACACCUACUUCUCCUGAGUGUUAACACUAGGUGCCAGUUGACCUGAACGUUAGUUAAAAUGACUCACUCACUUCAUUUUUCCAUAAACUGUAACUUCACAGAGAACCAUCAUCCUACCAGGAGGUUAUUUCUUAGAUUUUUCUGAAGUAGAGAAAAGCUAAUGUAAGGUUAAAAAGGUGAGAAGUGUGCAGAGAGGAUCUUUGAAUCUUUGAAGAGAUUAAUUGGUAAACCAAAAAGAUUUAAACAUUCAGACACUUUAAAAAAUCUAAAAAGCCCCUUAUAUCUUAAGGGGAAGAGGACGUUUGAUUGCCUAUUCUUGAACCAACGUCUCAUGUAUUUUUGAGCUGUUCUAUUUCCUAACCUCUGCUCCUUUGUCUUUCAAGUAAAUCCAAGUAAGUAUUUCAGACUUUGGCAGACCCUUCACACUCUUAAUCCAGAGCUUUAACCUGUAGUGUAGUGCAGACUAUUUACUGAGGGGUAUUGCAACAUUGUCAGUAUUAUUACAUGUUUAUGUUGUUACAUGUAUGGAUGUUUAUUUGGCCAUUGACUGGCUGAUUGGAGUGUACAGAUGGAAAUCAGAGGAAUGAAAUUAGUAGCUUGUUCAUUGCACUUUUAUUAUGGGACAUUUCCAUUUGCAGCGCCAUUAUGAGGGGCUCAGAUCCCUCCUAACUUGAGAAGGGUGCAACGGAAGAGCGGUGCAGAAAAACACGGUGUGAAGAAGAGGAGGGAGAUAAAGGGCAAGUGAGCUUGGACGCUCCGGCUGGGCCGCUGUAAACACAUUAAUAUUCAGUCUGUAUGGAUGGCAGAGGUGGGACUUUUGAGGACACAAAGAGGUGACACUUGUUUGAAACAGACACCUAUAUGUGUGUGUGUGUUUGUGUUACCUCCUCAGAUGUGUCAGGGGGAAAAAGGUAAUGUUGUCACACUAACACAUUUCUAUGAAAUCAUGCACUUGGCGUCGACCUGCAUGCCUAAACAACGUGCACAAAGAGUGACGUGUUGACUUUCACCUUUUAAUAGAAAAUCGUUAGAAAAAUGGAACACACCUGUUACACAACAGUUUGUACCGCCUGAGAAAAAGUUGCACCCACUUUUAGAGGUUGUACCAUGGUGAGGAGUCAGUAUUUUUAUGGUUGGAAAAAAAAGAAUCCUCCACUGAAAAAUGUACAGUUGGAUAAAAAAGCAUUUUGUACACGCUUGAUGUUUGAGAUGACAUUAAAAAAGAUAAAAACAUUGAGGAAUGUUCCAUUUUCCUGUAAAUUGUACCUCUAUUUAUUUGCCUUAUUUAGUUUGCUAUAUUUUGUAUGUACACACAGCAUUACAAUAAAAUGUUAUAUUAAAAAAUAUGAAUAAUUCAACUGUGGUCCAUGUAUGAUGGAUAGUUUUGAGACUUGUAUAAGAAUGCAAAUCUUUUUCUUUUUUCAUUUCUAUAAUUUUAUUUUUGUUUUGUAUUUUUUCUCACCCUGUGUCUUUGGUAGGGUUACAAUAAACUUUUGUCCCUUAAAACUCA